Messenger RNA from Ectocarpus siliculosus, 1488 nucleotides. NCBI's taxonomy places the organism in Eukaryota, Phaeophyceae, Ectocarpales, Ectocarpaceae. The record is from the annotation of a GenBank genome assembly.
AUGGUUGAGAAGAAGAGGGUCGCUGUGAUCGGCGGAGGCUUUAGCGGAAUUGCCGCCGCGAAGACCUUCGCUGAACGCGGGCACGAAGUCCACGGGUUCGAGCGAGGCCCUGCCUUCGGCGGUGUGUGGGAGUUGUCACGGUCCUAUCCGGACUGCCAGACGCAGUCUCCGAAAGACCUCUACCACUUCACCGACCAAACCUACGGCGAAAACGUGCCAGAAUGGCCGAAGGCGCCAGACGUCAACGCCUACCUCCAUUCCUACGCCGAGAAGCACGGCGUCGCACGUCUGUUCAGGCUUAACACGAGCGUUGAGACGAUGGAGCGCAGAGCCGACGGUCGGGCCGGCUGGACCCUCACGCUUCAAGAAGACGGGUGCACCAAGCGGGAAGACUUCGAUUUCGUCAGCGUUGCGACAGGUCAGUUCUCCCAGAAGCACGUCGCGACCCAUCCGGGAGAGCAGGAGUUCGCCGCGCAGGGCGGAGAGGUCAUCCAUUCGUCGGACUACACCGACCCGUCGACCAUCAAGGGGAAGCGCGUCGUUGUUCUGGGUGGCUCCAAAUCGGCCUUGGACAUCGCCGUCAACGUCGCCAACAGCGGCGCGAAAUCGGUCACCCUCGUCUACCGCAAGAACGUCUGGCGGCUGCCGUACUUCGUCGGCGGCGUCAACGUCAAGCACCUACUAUACAUGCGCGCCCAGGAGGAGCAGUUCAACGGCUGGCUGCCUUCGCCCAUCGGGCGUGUGCUCAGGAUGAUCCUAAAGCCGCUGAUCUGGGCGAACUUCCGUGGCCUGGAGGCUGCGCUUACGUUUCAGCUGGGCCUGAAGAAGCACAAGAUGGUUCCCGACGAACCGAUCGAGGACAUUGUCUCGUGCUCGAUCGGCGUCGCCACCCCCGGCUUUUUCGAAGCUUUGGACAAGGGCACGAUCAAGGCAGUGCAAGGCUCGAUCGAGCGCUACGAAGAAGGCGCUGCGGUCCUAUCGAACGGUGGCACGGUUCCGUGCGAUGUCGCGGUGAUGGCGACCGGGUGGAAACAAGGCCUCUCGUUCCUGCCCGCCGAAGCGCAGCACAAGCUGGUCGAUUCGGACGGCCUUUACCGCCUCUACCGUUUCGCUGUGAACCCGAGUCUGCCCGAUGUCGGUUUCAUCGGUUUCAACAGCAGCUUCUGCUCAGUGCUGUCUGCGGAACUGGUAUCGCACUGGCUCGUGCGGUAUGCGGACGGGCAACUCGAGCACCAGCCAAGCGCCGACGAGAUGAACGCGAGUAUCGACGUGAUGCAGGAGUGGCGGCGCAAGGACAGGCCGGCCGCACAGGUGUACGGCGGCCUCUGCAUCGCUCCGUUCCACUUCCGCCACUUUGACGAGCUGCUCAAAGAUAUUGGCGCGACGAAGCGGAAGCGCGCGAAUCCGCUGGUCGAACUGUUCGUUCGCCCCAGCACGGCCGCCUACGGCGAGUUCCUUGCUUCAGCGCCGCAGUACCACGCAGGCUGA